AUGGAUAAAUCCAACAACAUGCCAACAGGACAAAAUGAUGAGACACUAACUGAGGAGAUCGAAAUGCACACUCGUCGUAGAAAUUCACGCUUACUAAUUCACGAUUCUGACGAUCUGAUAAAACCUAUUCCUAUCGUCGGUUAUGCUCAAGAAGAAAUUCUUCCACUUGCUGAAGCAUGUACACCUUUGAUUCCCAUCGUUCAUAAUAUACUGGCAUAUGUUUCGUUUGCUCUGGAACAUACUUCAGAUGAACCAGCAGAUGGUUUAACUCGUGAUGAAUCAGCUUCGAUCCGUCUUUAUACAAUAGAAUGGACUGGAGAAUACAGUAGUUUGUAUUCUAUUCUGAAUGAAACUUUAAGAACAUCUGAUCGCGAAAACUUACGACCUUGGUUUAAGUACCUCAAACUUUUUCUCAGUGCUUUGGUUAAAUUGCCGUGUGCACCUCCACAGACUGUUUGGCGUGGAGUACGAAGGAAUACCGUUGAUGAUUUUCCGAAAGGAGCUCACAUAACAUGGUGGGCUUUCUCAUCAACAACAACAUCGUUAGACCUGUUGGAAAACGAUCUUUAUUUGGGAAAAACAGGAGAAAGAACGAUUUUUUCUAUUGAAGCUAUAAAUGGCAGGGAUAUAUGUGCUCAUUCAAACUUUAACAACGAGGAAGAAAUUCUACUAUUGCCAGGAACAUAUAUGGAAGUACAAGCACAAUUAAAUCCAGCCGCUGAACUGCAUAUCAUUCAUUUGAAACAGAAGAUACCGAAAGAAUUACUACUUGAACCACCAUUCGAAGGUAUUUAG
Messenger RNA from Rotaria sp. Silwood1, 795 nucleotides. Lineage: Eukaryota; Metazoa; Rotifera; Eurotatoria; Philodinida; Philodinidae. The record is from the annotation of a GenBank genome assembly.